Cryptomeria japonica (Japanese cedar) is the source of this 1598-nucleotide messenger RNA. Its product is annotated as protein MULTIPOLAR SPINDLE 1. Gene Ontology annotation, biological process: meiotic DNA double-strand break formation; meiotic spindle organization. The record is from RefSeq and is a predicted model, not a curated record. NCBI's taxonomy places the organism in Eukaryota, Viridiplantae, Streptophyta, Pinopsida, Cupressales, Cupressaceae. Bases 93 to 1202 code for a protein of 369 amino acids. The transcript has 10 exons.
CCAGUUUGCUGUUAACCAAGGUUUGUCUUUUAAAAGCGAGCCACCCUAUAUAAAGAGCUUUACACAGAGACUCGGUGAAGCAGGAAAUAGAAAUGGACGCGCAGCUGAAGCUGGCCAUGGCAAUGUCUAUUCUACGUUCUCGUUCAAAGCAACCACAAGCUGUACAGGACCUUCAACACUGGAAGAAAAAGGCAAAAGAACGGAAGGGGGAAUUGAUAAAGCUUAAGAAUGAUAUUAAGGAAAUCAAAGAUGGCAUGCUGUCAGAGAUGCUCCCACAAGUUGCUUCAUGCAAAUGCCAAUUCUUUGAUAUUUUAAACAGCUCGAGUACAGAAGAACAAAUAAGAAGUCAGGAGGGGGAUGAUUGUGCUAUGCAUGAUGUGCUGUUGCGUCAGUUUUUGAGAAAAGUUCGCUUAAGAGAGAGACUUAAGAAUCAUAAAGACAUAUGUACAGGAUGCGUCUUGCCCAUUGAUCACUAUUCAUGUGAUGGCGAGAAAGGGAAUCUUGUUUUUGUAGCAAAUUUUCUUCUGGAGCUUGUCAACAUGCAAAGCCCUCAUAAUUUACAGGCAUUCAAUAAACAACUAUUUUCCACAUAUGCACACCAAGCUGUGGACUUUAUUAGAGAUUCUGUACAGGGCUUAUCAACAAGAGAAGAGGAUGAAACAUUUAUUACUGCAGUGGUCAAUAAUUUGAUUAGGCUUUUAAUUAACAGGAUAUGUUCCACUCCAAAACACAAUGAUUUUGAUGCAUCAGUCUAUAAUACUGAAUUCCAUGUUCAACAUAUAAUGCGUAAACUGGGAGUAGUGCCAUUUAUUGGACAGCGGAUACUACUGGCUACAUCCGAAACAAUCAUUUCUGUUACUGACAGCUUAUUUUGCAUGGAUCCUUUUGAUCCUACAUUUUUUCAAGUGCAUGAGUCCAUGUUUACAAUGAUGCAAUUAGUUGAACAUUUGGUAUCAGAUUAUGCAUGCUCUUGGACAGCGGAUACAACUUUCAAUGAUAGAUUACUUGAAGAAUGGAUAAAAUGCUAUUUGCAAGUGACGAAAAUUGGACAGAUGCUAGAGCCAAGGAACUCUCUUUAUGCCACCUACAUAGAUAGGAUAAGGGGGGAACUAGCAAAACAACUUAACAAGAUUGCUUCUUCAAAAGAUUACAACAAUGAAAAAGAUAAGUUCCUUGACAUUUGGAGCUCAGUAUUCGCUUAAAAUGUCAUCCUCAACUGAACUGUUGAAACAAUACGUUGUAAAAUAUUUUUUUCUAUAAACAUUGUAUCAAUUUUUUUUUUGAUUAACGCAAAUGUCUCUUCAUACUAUAUUAGAAAGGUUCCGAUCCUUUCAUACAAGCAGCAACAAUGCAAAUCGUCCGCGAUGUACUCCCCUACAUGAAUAAUGGAAUCUAGAAUAGCAACAAAUAAGGGAGGUUGUAUAAUGCAUGAUAAGACAUCUGCCUUCCCAUAAUAAUUCGUCAAACAGAACAAUUUUUUUCAAAAUUCAUAGAACUUUUAAUGGUCAUGGACAUACAACAUAUGAGGUAUAGCCUUUUCAUCGAUGAAGUGGCAUAGGUAUGACAAAAAUCAUAAAAAUAAGCUUUCAAUUUUCAUC